UUUUUUUUUUUUUGGCUUCGUCUGUGAUGGUCGUCGUCACUCGAAGCUCGUCUGCAGCGGCCGCAGCAGGACCGAUUCGCGCCACACACACGGCGUCACAGGAGCCAGCAAAGCGCCGGCACAUUGCGAUGGUGCUUGCGUUGGUGUUUGGCAUUGCUGCCGCCGGGCUCUACGCGGCUUACGCGACGUUUCCAGAGCUGCCCUCAGAGCAAAGUACGGCGCUCCGAGCAGCAUUGAGCUGGCAGGGACUCGUUUCUGGCGACAAGCUCACCACAGUCAAAUUGCUGAGCUCCACUUUGCAAGAGAUCAAGAAAAACCACUUUGCGCACGUCCUCGCAUUGUUUAUGCUGACGUAUAUCUUCCUGCAGACAUUUGCUGUGCCGGGUUCAGUUUUCCUGAGCAUUCUAGCAGGCACGCUGUUUCCGUUUCCGCUGGCCCUUGCGUUGGUUUGCGUGUGCUCAGCCACGGGAGCAUCGUUUUGCUACCUGCUUUCACGGCAGCUUGGACGACAGCUUGUCGAGCGAGCAUUCCCAGAACGCCUUGCGACUUGGCGCGCGCAGGUCGAUCGGCAUCGCGACAACCUGUUUUACUACCUCUUCUUUUUGCGCGUGACGCCGUUCGUCCCAAAUUGGUUUAUCAAUGCGGCGUCUCCGCUGAUUGACAUGCCUCUCAUCACGUUUGCCUCGUCCACAUUUUUUGGCGUCAUCCCACUUUCAUUGUUCCACAUCCAAGGUGGCAAGCUCCUCAAUGAACUAACAACGACCACGCCACCACUUUCUGCGUUCCUCUUAUCUGGUGGUUUGGGUCUGAUCGCCCUGCUGCCGACUUUGUUCAAGAACAAACUUAAAGAGCGCAUGGACUGAGUUCACCCCCUCGAGAAUAGCAAUUUAUAGAAUAAAUGUCUUCAGGUUUGCCAA
Capsaspora owczarzaki ATCC 30864 is the source of this 917-nucleotide messenger RNA. RefSeq names its product transmembrane protein 41B. Gene Ontology annotation, cellular component: endoplasmic reticulum membrane. The transcript is spliced from 6 exons. NCBI's taxonomy places the organism in Eukaryota, Filasterea, Ministeriida, Capsasporidae. Bases 27 to 863 code for a protein of 278 amino acids. The record is from RefSeq and is a predicted model, not a curated record.